Myotis brandtii (Brandt's bat) is the source of this 1725-nucleotide messenger RNA. It is a transcript of the gene GNA14, whose product is annotated as guanine nucleotide binding protein (G protein), alpha 14. Gene Ontology annotation, cellular component: heterotrimeric G-protein complex. The record is from RefSeq and is a predicted model, not a curated record. The annotation marks the transcript as partial. Gene Ontology annotation, molecular function: guanyl nucleotide binding; G protein-coupled receptor binding; GTPase activity. The transcript has 6 exons. NCBI's taxonomy places the organism in Eukaryota, Metazoa, Chordata, Mammalia, Chiroptera, Vespertilionidae. Gene Ontology annotation, biological process: phospholipase C-activating dopamine receptor signaling pathway; action potential; adenylate cyclase-modulating G protein-coupled receptor signaling pathway.
UGCCUGUCGGCCGAGGAGAAGGAGUCGCAGCGCAUCAGCGCAGAGAUCGAGCGGCAGCUUCGCCGGGACAAGAAGGACGCGCGCCGCGAGCUCAAGCUGCUGCUGCUGGGAACUGGUGAAAGUGGCAAAAGCACCUUUAUCAAGCAGAUGAGAAUUAUCCAUGGGUCUGGUUACAGCGAUGAAGACAGAAAGGGGUUCACGAAGCUGGUUUACCAAAACAUAUUCACCGCCAUGCAAGCCAUGAUCCGAGCCAUGGACACCCUGAGGAUACAGUACCUGUGUGAGCAGAAUAAGUGCAGUUACCUGACUGACAUUGACCGCAUCGCCUUGCCGUCAUAUGUGCCGACGCAGCAAGAUGUGCUUCGUGUUCGCGUGCCCACAACUGGCAUCAUCGAGUAUCCGUUUGACCUGGAAAACAUCAUCUUUCGGAUGGUGGACGUGGGUGGCCAGCGAUCCGAAAGGCGGAAAUGGAUCCACUGCUUUGAGAGCGUCACCUCCAUCAUAUUCUUGGUUGCGCUGAGUGAAUACGACCAGGUCCUGGCUGAGUGUGACAAUGAGAACCGCAUGGAAGAGAGCAAAGCCCUAUUUAAAACCAUUAUCACCUACCCCUGGUUUCUGAACUCAUCCGUGAUUUUGUUCUUAAACAAGAAGGAUCUUCUGGAAGAGAAAAUCAUGUACUCUCAUCUAAUUAGCUAUUUCCCAGAAUACACAGGACCGAAGCAAGACGUCAAAGCCGCCAGAGACUUUAUCCUGAAGCUCUAUCAGGACCAGAACCCGGACAAGGAGAAGGUCAUCUACUCCCACUUCACGUGCGCCACGGACACGGAGAACAUCCGCUUUGUCUUCGCUGCCGUCAAGGACACCAUCCUCCAGCUGAACCUGAGGGAGUUCAACCUCGUCUAAACGCUGCUGCCCACACCUCGCCAACCAGAGACGGGAUUCACUAGCCCCUCGCUUUCCUUCUGAGAGCUUCUGACAUGCGCCAUCCCAGCUCCCUGGGCAGUACCGCACCAGGUCCGCCCUGUAGGCCACAGGGACAGAGAUGGGCCACGGAGCUUGUAAGACAUUUGAAUUUAGCAAAACUUUUUCAAAGUCUUGAUUUCAAAAUUGUUUUUAUAUUUCUUUUCUUGACUUUCGGCUUAAGAUUUUGUGUAGUGAUUGAAUUUGAGGUUUUAUAGAAUUUUUUAAAAAGCCAUCAUAAUUUACUGUUUUUUUAAAGAAAUAAAUUUAAGUGUGUUUAUUUAGAGAUCAUCCUUGAGACCACUAGAAUUAAUUUGUGUAACUUUGUUUUAAAAAAUAAGUUUUAAGCUUUCUUAUUAUAGCUUGUAAUUUUGAGACCAUUUUAAAUUGUUUUUCUCUCUUUAUGCUGAAAAGUGUGAUGCUUUUAACAUGCCACCAAAGAUUUUUUAAAACGGUUAUUUUUUUGUGCUAACUUUUUAAGUCAAAUUAAUGACUAUGUUGGUAUCUAAUUUGGUUUUCCACAUUUGGAUCACCAUGAAGCCAAAGCUGACAUAAGGUAAAUGGGCUCCACAUAGCACCUAUGUUAUCCUGGUGAAAAGUGUAUGUGACCAGGCCUUAUAAACUUAUGAAAUGGCUAAAAGCCCCAACUGUUUAACAAAUGUAAUGUAACCCUGCCAGAGGUCUGAUGGCCAUCACAGAUGUGCUGUCUGCACCACGUGGGCCGUGCCUUUCUGAGGAGGCUAAGAAUACACCAUUCUGCCAUUA